This is a messenger RNA of Amblyraja radiata (thorny skate), 1197 nucleotides long. Its product is annotated as interferon-inducible GTPase 5-like. Lineage: Eukaryota; Metazoa; Chordata; Chondrichthyes; Rajiformes; Rajidae. Gene Ontology annotation, molecular function: GTP binding. The record is from RefSeq and is a predicted model, not a curated record. Bases 1 to 1197 code for a protein of 398 amino acids. The transcript has a single exon. Gene Ontology annotation, cellular component: membrane.
AUGGAUUGGUUUUCAGAAUUUACAUUCUUCACUGAGCAAGAAAUGAAAGAGCUGAAGACUGCUUAUGAGCAGGGUGGGCUGAGCAAGUGUGCGACACGGAUCAUGACAAAAUUGAACGAUAUGAAAAAUGCAGAGCUUAACAUCGCUGUGACCGGAGAUCCCGGUGCAGGGAAAUCCACCUUCAUCAACGCCAUGAGGGGGCUGCGGGGCUGCGAUGAGGGUGCAGCUAAAACCGGAGUCAAUGAAACCACAAUGGAGCGAACGCCAUACAAACAUCCCACCUUCCCUAAUGUUUGCUUCUGGGACCUGCCGGGAGUUGGAUCGUUAGAGUUUCCAAUGAAGGAUUACGCGAGCAAAAUGGAAUUUACUACAUACGAUUUUUUCAUAAUAAUCUCAAAUGAUCGAUUCACUGAAAACGAUGUAAAGGUCGCCAAGGAGAUUCAAAACUUGGAGAAGAAGUUAUACUUCGUACGAAGUCAAAUUGACAAUGACAUCGAAUCUUUGAAAAAGCAGGGUAUUGUUUUUGACAGAAAGGAGAAACUUGCUGAGAUGAAACAAAAAAUAAGUUGCGGUUUGAUGGAAGCGGGGAUUUCAGACCCCAAUAUUUUCCUCAUAUCAAAUCUUUCCUUAAAUGAGUUUGAUUUUCCUCAGUUAAAGGAAACGCUUGUAAAUAAUCUCGAUAGAAUGAAAAAAGAUGUUUUAUUGAUGUCACUUCCAAGCACAACGGUGAAGAUUGUGGAGCUGAAACGAGACCAGUUGAUGAAACGUAUCUGGAUGGUGGCGAUAGCCUCAGGAGCCUUGGGAGCGGUGGCUGUUCCCGGGUUGACUUUCGUCGUUAACCCCAGGAUAAUAGCCACUGUAAUACUAGAUUUCCACAAAUGUCUCAGCCUGGAUGAUGCCUCCAUUGAAAGCCUCGCCAAUAUCGCAAAUAAAUCUGUGGAAUUUCUGAAAGCAGAAGUGAAAACCCCUCUGAUGGGUGAAGUGAAUAACGCGCUUGUGCACCAAAUGUUUGGGCGUUUUAGUUUUUUUGUGGAAGUGGUCCAAAGCAUGCUACCAGUCAUAGGCUCCAUCUUCGGGGCAGUAUCGUCAUAUAGAAUGACUUCCAAGCUGCUGACUGACGCACUGAAUGAACUUGUGGACAAUGCCCAGAGAUUGGUGGCAGUUGCAUUUCCCACUGAUCCUAGUCAUCGGCAAUGA